Fraxinus pennsylvanica is the source of this 306-nucleotide messenger RNA. NCBI's taxonomy places the organism in Eukaryota, Viridiplantae, Streptophyta, Magnoliopsida, Lamiales, Oleaceae. The record is from the annotation of a GenBank genome assembly.
AUGAAAUUUUUGGUGGCAGCCUGUAGAGUAAGUGGAGUACUUUACACUCUUAUAGCCAUUACGGGAUGUGCUUGCUUAUAUUCUUGCUUCUAUCGUUCAAAGUUGAGAAGGCAAUACAAGCUGCCGGAGAGUCCAAGUGCAGAUUGUUGCGUUCAUUUCUGUUGUGAAUGUUGUGCCUUGUGCCAAGAGCAUCGUGAGCUUAAAAAUCGCGGAUUCGAUAUGCCUAUUGGAUGGCAUGGAAAUAUGGAGAGACAGAAUCCUGGAAUUACAGUGCCACCAAACUUACGAGGAGGAAUGAAUAGAUAA